GGCCGGCCGGCCAUGCCCAAGCCGCCCGACUACUCGGACCUGGGCGACCCCUCAGCGCUCGCCGCGGCGCCAGGAAGACUCUCGGGACCGCUGCACAGAGCAUGGAGAAUGAUGAAUUUCCGUCAGCGGAUGGGAUGGAUUGGCGUGGGGCUGUAUCUCUUAGCAAGCGCAGCGGCGUUUUACUAUGUUUUUGAAAUCAAUGAGACUUACAACAGGCUGGCCUUGGAACACAUUCAGCAGCACCCAGAGGAGCCCAUCGAAGGAACCACAUGGACACACUCCCUGAAAGCGCGGUUACUCUCCUUGCCGUUUUGGUUCUGGACAGUUAUUUUCCUGAUACCUUACUUACAGAUGUUCUUGUUCCUUUAUUCUUGUACCAGAGCUGACCCCAAAACGGUGGGCUACUGUAUUAUCCCCAUAUGCCUGGCAGUCAUCUGCAACCGCCACCAGGCACUGGUCAAGGCGUCUAAUCAGAUCAGCAGACUACAACUGAUUGACACGUAAAACCAGCCACCGUUUUCCCUCAUGAUUACAGAACUGCCGGUCCUAUGUGGAGCCUAAUCACAAGACGGCAGCUUCUUCACAGAUCUCAGGAAGUUGUGCUGGGUCAGAAGGUUUUUUAAAAAUGUGACCAGGGGGCUAUCUUUAACAGAAUAAUAAUGAUUUUUAGGUAAAGCCUGAGAUGCAGUGCUACAAAAUCAUGUCGAUGGCUUCAGAUUUUGGAAGUAAAAUCGUGUCUGUUAUUUGCAUUCUUUAGAAACUUGAAUAAGUAUCUGAAUUCCUAUUUUUAUCCUACUGUGCAACAUAGUGAUUCAGAAAUUUUUCCUUUGGGGAAAACAUGAAUAUGAACAUUUCCAUUGUGUUUAAUGUAAAAAGGUCCAAACAUGGUCAUAAAAUUUAAAUUUUAUACAAUCGCCUGGCUUGCUUUAAAAUUCUUUAAAACACCAGUUCCUUCUAUUGUAGUUACGCCCACUGUGCUUGUUACCAGCUCGUGAGGGACUGACAGAAAAUCACUGAGGUGCUGGGGGUCUUGACAAGCAGGACUUGUCCUUUUGGUAAUGCUGCUGGCAGGAUUAACUAGCAUCACUUAAGCUCCUAGUUCAAAAAGCACUUGGGAAGAGACUAGAUGUUUGGAAGCGGAGACAUCUGGCUCACGGAAGACGGAAAUGAAGAGCGACGCUCUCUGAAAAGCAGCGCGUGUGCGUCCUGUUCUUUCUGGUCCAAGGUCCAGUCUUCAGAGACAGGUUCACUGCGUGAAGCUGUGAGCUUCUGCUUCCUCCUUGGCACUUGUACUCACCUACCUCAUGUCUGGCACCAAUAUAAAUCACUAAAAAGUGGGGAAAGAUUUUAGGAUUUUGUUUUUCUGGGUGAGAUCAAGACAUUUUUAUAGUCAUGUCAUUUAAACCAGGGAAAUGCUUUGUACCGGCUGAUUUUGGUAACUUUUUGGUGUUUAUUCUUGGACCCGGUUCUAAGAGCUUUCUAUAAAUUAACUUAUCUGAUCUUCCCAACAACCCUAUGAGAUAGCCAUUAUUUGGAUUGUACAGAUAAGAAGACAAGUAACUUGCCAGAGGUCACACAGCUGGAAGUGGCAGAGCUGGAGUUCUAGCCAGCUGACACCUUCGUCCCUGACCAAGGAGAUGCAGUGCUUUUCACAAAUGACACGUUUCAGCACAGGGCACUGUCUGGCUACCCCGCCAAAGAAAGUAACAGGCAGCAUGAUGGAUAAAGGGUUCUCUCAAGUUGCACGACCUACUGAGAAAUCUCAAAGUUUUCAAGCAACCUUAACCUUUAAGUCUGAUCUGAGCAGAAAGGAAGUUGAGCAUUUCACAGCAAGCUUUUACUUUCUUGAAAGAUAAAGCAGGUACCUUGUAACUCAAACAGCAAGAUGAGAGCCUUUCCCACUUUACCUCCAAAGGUCUAGUUGCUGAAAUCAUUUAUUUUUGCUUCAAAACACUGAUUUCAAAGUAACAGUUUGAAAUACCUGUUUUUCUGGGAAGGUUACAUAACCAAAUCACUUUUGAGUACUUACUGACUGAAUGCAGGCAAGGUUUUCAGAGGGAGUGACAUUCAUUCUUCCAAGAGAUGUGAGGCAUUUUACAGAAGAGGAAAAUGAGGAAACCGUAAUUCAUAACAUGCCCAUGGAAGAGCCAAGAUUUGAACCUAGGAUUUCUGACUUCAGAUCUCCAGCUCUUUAUUCAAUUGUACUCACUUAAAAAAGAAAAAAGGGUAAUUUGAGGAAAGUAACUGAGCAGUUUCCUGUUCUUAUUAAUCUGAGGCAGUGACAGUUUGGAAAUGAUUUAAUUAAUUGAUUUUUUUCAGAUACUUGAUAAGAUGCAGGGUUUGCGAGUUUGCCACUUGAAUUCCUUUUUUUGAAGUACUCUUUCUCAUGCUUCAAAUUCUAGUAUUUUCGUAUUUGGUCAUCUCAUAUUCCCUUAAUAGUGGAAACAUUAAGGGAGUAAUGCAGUGUUUCCAAAUCUAAUUAUGAUCUUUCAGAUUUAGGGGUAAACAGGUUGAUUAUUGAGGAAUUAACCAAGUUGUGGAUUAUUUUGUUAAUUUAUGGCUAUUUAAUGGUUCAAAGCACUCUUGGUCGGAUGAAGAGGGAAUGAUGAAAUCAGUCUCCUAGUUCUAUCAGACUGAGGAGGCGGCUGAAAUUGGUAGAUAGGAAACGUGCAGAUCAUUUAUUCCAUAUUUACGUUAUAAUACAAAAAGCUAAUUACCAAUAUGAAUGGCAAAUCCAGAAAGCCUUCAGAGUUAUAGGAAAGGGGCAAGCAUCCUCUGCUCCAUAAUUGUCCAUGAUACUUGCUUCCAGAGAGGAGAGAGAGGACACCCCACAGCGGUGUACUGUGCCAUUUUAUUUGCAGCUGUUCCUACAAGGAAUACCUGUUGAGUGGUUUGCAUGGAAGCGUGCCAGGGAGUUAUUUUUCCAAGAGUGGUCGGGUAGGCAAGAGAUACCUGAAUUAGAGGAACAAACAUCUAAUUCAUGGAGCUUAAGGCAACAUGUAAAUUUUCUGGUUUUAAAUGUUACCAGUUUUAAAGUAAAAAAGUGAUUCCCUAAGUUUAGAAAUUUGAUGGUUUCAAAACUUUCAUCAUUAACAAAGAGCUUUUCUUUGGGGAAGUGGAAUCAUCCGUUAAAGUGCUCCUGAGAAUAACUGCACUACACCCGCAAGAUAAUCAAACCAGCAUGUUCGUUCAUGGUAGCGUUCAAGUGUUUAAGAUUAUCCAGUGUUGAUUUCCUUCUUGAUGGAUUUAACAUUCUCAAUCUGCAAAACGCUGGCAGAGAAGCUUACCACAAUACCACAUGACUCAUUUUUGCAUCAAAUAUGUGCCAUCACUUUAUAAAUUCUCCACAUUUAUAAAGCUCUACAUAAUUCUGGGCCAUAAUCAGGAACCAUUGUGCAUAGUAUUUUUGUUUUGGGCAGUGAAUGGGUCUUAGACUUUCCUUUAUCUUAGAAUCACCCAAGGAAAUAAAAAACUAAGCAAAUCUCCACAUAAAUAUUGCCAGGGCCCCUUCUCAAUCAAUCCUAUCAAUCUCUGGGAUCAGGGCCCAGGCAAUCAAGUUUUAAGAGCUCCUGAAAUGACUUAGUAGGGCUGAGAAGCACUGGGUCAUGGAUUCUUACGCACAUUUACUAAAGACUGCACUGUUAGUCAUGAGAGCUGUUUGUCUUUCAAAGAGCUUCAACAAAUAUUUGCAGUAAAUUCACCCCAGCCCUUAAAUUGCAAUUCUAAAUUUAAAGAGGUUUUUAUUUUUUUCAAGGUGUAAAUUGUUGACUUACUGCUGCAGGGGGCCUUACCAAGCUGGACCCUAUGAACUGAUACUAUGCAUAUCAUGUAGGCACUGAGAGGUCAUGACUGUGGAAAAGGUCACUAUAACACUGGAUGCCAUAAUGCAGAGGCGGGCCAGGAAUGCGGUACACAUCAUCAGGCCUUUGCUGGGGGUGAAGCUCUCCAGCUCUCCAAGGGUCACAGAACCCAGCCCUAGUACAGGAGGAAACAAAAAUGGGUCAGCCUGAUGGUGACACCUAUGGCCUUGAGCUGUUUCUGAGCUGCCCUAGAAUGGAUCUGUGCAGGCAGCACUGGGAGCCCCGGGAGGCUGCUGCCAGCUGGAGCCCAAGGUUGGGAAUGAAAUCACUGUAUUUUCUGAUUCCUCUCCCCCCCGGUUUAUUGUGAAUCCACUUCUGUCAGGCUUUGGCCUUCUCCCAUUUUACCCUAACUGCUCUCUUGUCAAGAGAUAACUGGAUAUUUGCAUGUGACUAAGUACAAUGGUCAAGUUCCCAGUCCUUAAAUUACUGAUUAGCAGAUUUUUUUUUUUUUUAAUUAAACUUUUUGUUCUUGAGAUACUUUCUUUGGGAUUUGUACUGUCAAACAGAACUUUGGCGAUGGUGGAAUGUCCCCUACCUGUACCGUCCAUAUCCGGAGCCACUAGCUGUAUGAAACUGAGAUAUGGCUAGUGUAAGUGACCAACUGAAUUUUAAGUUCUAAUUAAAUAGCAACAUGUGAUUAGUAGCUACUACCAUGUACUAUCAGCUCAGUCCUAGACACUUCCCUGGUUUGCUUUCUUCCUCUCAGCUUUUCCUGUCUCCUUUCCCUGAGUGCUCCCACUCGGAUCACUGAAUGUCGGCACGCCCAACUCUCUUUUCCAUACUUAUUCCCUUGGUCAUCUCAUUCAGGCUCAAGGUGAAAUGCCCAAAUUUAUAUCACUAUGUUGCGGCAGUCCCUCCUGAGCUCCAGAUGUGGAUAUCCAACUUCCUACUUGAUAUUUACCAGGAUGUCAUCCCAGACACCUGGAAUUUAACCUGUCCAAAACCAAACUGAUCUCUGCAGCCACCAAAAUCAGCUCAAAUCCUCUACAAAUCACAAUGAAAGAAGUAACCAGGAAUCCUUUUAAAAUGCUAUUUUUCUC
This is a messenger RNA of Talpa occidentalis (Iberian mole), 4900 nucleotides long. RefSeq names its product lysosomal enzyme trafficking factor (gene LYSET). Bases 13 to 504 code for a protein of 163 amino acids. The transcript has 2 exons. NCBI's taxonomy places the organism in Eukaryota, Metazoa, Chordata, Mammalia, Eulipotyphla, Talpidae. The record is from RefSeq and is a predicted model, not a curated record.